Messenger RNA from Pichia kudriavzevii, 684 nucleotides. RefSeq lists its product as uncharacterized. Bases 1 to 684 code for a protein of 227 amino acids. The record is from RefSeq and is a predicted model, not a curated record. The transcript has a single exon. NCBI's taxonomy places the organism in Eukaryota, Fungi, Ascomycota, Pichiomycetes, Pichiales, Pichiaceae.
AUGUACAAACAAGUUGCCCGUCUUCAGGCUGUUGCAAGGUACUCUACAGAGCCCAAGGCUGCGCCACCCAGUUUUUUCCACAAUCAAAGUGUGAUUCCAUUGAAACACGGUGAAGCCGUCAAGGAGGCCACCGUGGCGCCAGACACCGUGGAGUCAGGGCCAAAGGCCAUGUCAUUGGCGGCACCGGCGGCACCGGCGGCACCAUUGAAGCCACCUACUGUGUUUGGUGGAACAAGCAAUGGACGGGAUAGUCAGGACUAUUUCAGCAGUUACAAGGAGUUUUGCAGAGGCAUGGCGUAUUUGGGAGUUGGGAUAGGGGUUGUAUAUUUUAUGUUUGACCAGCACGAGAGGUUGGAUGAGAGUGAGCGGCACAUGAAGGUGAUGCGGAAGAAGCAACGUGAGCUGGCUACGCAGAUGCAGACGUACAAGAGUAAGCUCAACAAGAUGGCUGUGGAGAAUGCCAAAAAGAACGUUCUAGUUCAGGGCAAGAUGCAGAUGCAUAUAGCGUUAUUACGACAACAGUUGGAGAAGGCUGGAAUGAAGCCUGUCUCUAUAGAGGAGGCUAUUGAUAAGUUCCAGGAGAGCGUGAAGGUUGAAGUUGUUGGGAAUGCUGUGUCGCUGUGGGUUCCCGGUGAGGACGACAUCAAGCGGUCCAUUCCGGAUCCACACGAGUACAAGAAGUGA